GGGGUGUAAACAGUACACGGACAGUUGCAAAACAACUAGCUGGUCCCUCCGGUGUGCUGUGCCUCUCACGUUAUGGGAUUUCUCUGCAUGUGCAUGCCCAAGAAACGUCCGUCCUCCAGCAGUAACGCUGAGAAGUCCAAGAGGGCUGAGGUGAGACCUCAGGCCAAAUCUGCCUCUGCUCCAACAAAGAAGCACACAGAUGAUCUUUUAUUCAAGGAAGAACAAUACAAACUCUUAAAUGCAGAGCUGGAAGCCAAAACUGCAGAUAUAGUAAGACAGGCAGAACAACUUAUGAGAGAACAGAGUGAAGUUCUGUCAAAACCCUUAUCCACCCUCCUGCUCACGGACAUCGAGGAUGAAGACGAAUCAAGGAUAAUGAAGCAUCAACAGGCUGCCGUGCAGGAGCCUGGUGUGAAGGCGGUGACCAAAAAAAGAGCCACAUCAACAUCACACAACAUGUGUCCUGAAAAACAAGGGAAAGGGCCUCAUCGUAAAACAGCAACCCCAAGUAUGUCUCAGGUGGAUGAUUUAGCAGCUGUAGAAGACUCAGCUGAUUGUUUUCUGGCGAAGACGAUAAGUAGCAUGGAGGAGAAGAUGAACAACAACACUGUGGUUCAUGAAAAUGGUUUGGAUGAUGGGGCUGACGCUGGAGAAAAUCUAGGAUCAGGUGUUUCAGAUGCUCAGAUACGAGUUCUGAAGGCAAAACUGCGGAUCAUGCAAGAGGAACUGGAUCAGCUGUCAUGUGAAUAUUAUAAGAAGGAUGAUGAAAACGCUGAACUUAGUGCAAAAAUUAAAGAGCUGGAGGAGGAUCGAGCCAGACUGCAAAAAACAACAAACAUCCAGCAGACGCAGAUCGAGAAGCACAGAGCUUUGGCAGAGGAGUCCGACAAAAAAUGUGAUGGUCUUCAGCUGCAAGUGUCUGCUUUACACAAGGAAAUAGAAAAUAUGAACAGAUCCCACAAACAAGCAGCAGCAGUCCACAGCACUGUGGAGGUUCGUCUGAACAGAGCCUUGGAGGAGGUGGAGAGGUUAAAGACUCAACUCAACAAGAUGAAACAGAUGAACAAGGACAAGAUAAGUGAGGAACAUCAGAGUAAAGAAAAUCUACUUGCUGAAAACAAAAUGCUAAAGAAGCAGAAAGCAGAACUCAUCGUGGGUUUCAAGAAGCAGCUCAAGCUGAUUGACAUUCUCAAAAGACAAAAGGUACGUGUCUCUAUCUCAUUCACCCUGUUAAUACACACACUGCUCAUAAUCCAAUCAAAAUGUUCACGGACUAACUUUUUGUUUUGUUUUUCUGUACAGAUGCAUUUUGAAGCUGCCAAGCUGCUGUCAUUCACAGAGGACGAGUUCAUGAAAGCUUUGGACUGGGGGAAGUCGUAAACACUCAGAGCUUCAGACAUA
Epinephelus lanceolatus (giant grouper) is the source of this 1401-nucleotide messenger RNA. NCBI's taxonomy places the organism in Eukaryota, Metazoa, Chordata, Actinopteri, Perciformes, Serranidae. The record is from RefSeq and is a predicted model, not a curated record.